Messenger RNA from Anoplopoma fimbria (sablefish), 1488 nucleotides. It is a transcript of the gene clec11a, whose product is annotated as C-type lectin domain containing 11A. The transcript is spliced from 5 exons. The coding region runs from base 49 to 861 and encodes 270 amino acids. Lineage: Eukaryota; Metazoa; Chordata; Actinopteri; Perciformes; Anoplopomatidae. The record is from RefSeq and is a predicted model, not a curated record.
UCUCAGAGUUUUGCUGCUGAAGUAAAAGCAGUUAUUAGGAAGCAGAAAAUGGGACCGGCUGCCACCUCGCUCGCUCUCCUGUGUUUAUAUUCUCUGGGUGUGUGUGUUCCUACAGGGACGGCCGCCGCUACACCAACACAGGCAUCCCUUUUAGAGGUGAAGAGGGCGCGAGGGGACGUCCCUGAUAUUCUUCCAGAGCCUGAACCAGAGCCAACCAGCCCAGUGUCAGACUUUGAAAACUCAUACAACUAUGUCUUGACCAGAUUAGCCGGUAUGGACCAGGCGAUCCACAAGCUGAAUGUUGGUCACUACACCCUGGAUGUUAAAGUCAGCCAGUUAAUGGACCGUCUGAUCAGGGUGGAUGCUAAAGUCGAGGAGCUGGAGGACAGCAUCCGAGAGGUCUACCAGCACAGCAAGGUCAACCGCAAGGAGAUGGGAAGACUGGAAGGUUGCCAGAAGGGACACCGGUUAGGAUACAAAUGCUAUCUCGUGUACAAUAGUUAUGAGGACUACGCCGGUGCUGCCAGGAAGUGCCUGGAGCGCGGAGGUCGCAUGGCGAUGCCCCGAGACCGCAAGGAGCAGGAGGCCCUCGCAGACUACGUCAAGUCGUUUUUCCACCCGGGGAACUGGCCCGUCUGGCUGGGCGUCAACGACCUGCGUUCUGAGGGCAUGUACCUCUUCGAUGACGGGACGCGGGUCUCAUACUUCCAGUGGCGCAAACACUUCCUGUCCAGCCAGCCUGACGGAGGGAGGCGGGAGAACUGCGUGGCGAUGUCGUCAGACGAUGGCGACUGGUGGGACCACUACUGCGAUCGGACCAUGAACUAUCUGUGCGAGUUUGACGACAGGGUGGCACUUUAAAAUUAACUCCUUUCAAGAUUUACUCCCUCGCCACCUUACUUUGACCUCCAAUCAUUUAUCAUUAGAAAUAAAAUUUAAUUAUAUUUUUAAAUAAGUUAUUGCCCUUUAAAGGACAUUUAAAACACACAUGGAUUGGUAAACCUCAAGGGUGGGAUAGUCUUAAAUACUUCAUAGGGAAACUAAUGUGUUUCAAUAUAAAUAUCAAGUAUAAUUUCAUUUAUAUAUGCUAUUAGUGCAGCAGUUUUUAAGUUGUGUCCAUAUGUAUGUAGGAUAAAAACAUUUGCCAUGAAAAUAUUUCAAGGUAUUUCUGUUUUUUAAGGUGAAACAGAAUUCACCUUUCAAUAUUUGAAUGAGCAAAAAUCAAUGUGUUGCCAUUUCGGUUCUGAAAGUACUCAAUAAGUAAAAAUAUGUAACUUCAUCAGAUGAACUUUGAAUGAUAAAUAUUAUAUUAUUCAAGCAGCUGCAGUGAUAUGAAUGUAAACCAGUCAGGACUCUGCUGUUAUUUCACGCCGGCUAUUAUAAAUAUUUGUUCAACAGUAUGUAAAAAAAAAAAAAGUUGUAUAUAAAAAUCCUUUUCAUAUAAUCUGCUUUAUUAGUAGGGCUGGGAUAUGUUCCAAUACAGUGUCG